Messenger RNA from Iphiclides podalirius (scarce swallowtail), 489 nucleotides. The record is from the annotation of a GenBank genome assembly. Lineage: Eukaryota; Metazoa; Arthropoda; Insecta; Lepidoptera; Papilionidae.
AUGCGUUCAUCGCGACAUGAUCUGGAGAGGCUCAUUAUCUUGGCCCAAAUAGAUGGCAAACGUGCUCGGGGCAGGGCGCCUGCAAGAUGGUCUGAUGCUGUGGAGGGGGCAGUGGGCCGUAACGGGCUGUCUAUGAGUCGCAUGAUCGAACUGGUUGGCGAUAUAAUGUUCGUGGUCACGAUCCUCAGCAGAAGAAGAAGAGAAGAUAAAGAAUUGUACCGAGUGUACCCAUACUUGGUGCCAGUGAAUAUUUCGGAUUUCAAACGAUUUCCUAGUGAAGGAGUCGAGCUUACUGGCAUAUGCCUUACAAAAUUUACUAAGUACAACUUCGAUAAAAUAGUGAGAGUCGCGGAGGAAUACGAUGCACACGUCCUUCUGAUACGACGCGUGCGCACCGACUGGCGAUGGCGGGCCCCCGGCAGGGCCUCCUGCCGGGCGGCCGGGACUCAAGGCCACGCGCCCCGAGCGGCCAACGCCUACCUAACGUUA